CUUCUCAUUCCUCUCCCGGCAGUAAUGGUAAAUGUCGCAGUGGACUCGACGGAUAUCGUCCGGGCGAGCCUGCAUGUCGCCCUGCCGUGGUACACUCACCUUUACACGAUACCGUUCCUCUCGCUCUAUCCUUUGCUAGCGUAUGCAUACUACGUCAAGUACGAUGAGUGGCUGCAGAGCGAAGAGUGGACCUUCCUUGCGUGUGUAUCGCUCGGUGCCGGUCAUGCGCUUAGUUUCUUGGUGACACGAUGGAAUGCUGGCGCAAAGGCAUGGAUCACGACGAGAAAGGCCAGGUCGGUGCAAGUUGCGGACUGCGUGCGGAUAGUUCCUGCCCCCCAUCGUGGCCAGGGUGAGAUUGUACCCCUAGUGAAGAAGAAUCCGUCGGACCCCUCCACAUACACUUUCAGCUAUCAGCGAGAUACGUACACAAUCAAAUCCGUCGAACCUCUCACGUUUGCACGUUUGCCAUAUCCGUGUUCGAGCCAACCUCCCUUGGGGACUUUUGCUGCGCCGAACGGUCUUACUGCAGCGCAAAUCGAAUCGCUCAAGACUCUGUACGGCAAGAACGAAUUCAACAUCCCUAUCCCAUCGUUCACGGAGUUGUUUUCCGAGCAUGCGACGGCACCUUUCUUUGUCUUCCAGAUCUUUUGCGUUGCCCUGUGGUGUCUGGAUGAAUACUGGUACUACAGCUUGUUCACGCUGUUCAUGCUCGUGGUUUUCGAGUGCACCGUCGUCUGGCAGCGUGUGAGAACUUUAACAGAGUUCCGGACAAUGUCCGUCGCGCCUUACCCAAUACAAUGUUUCCGCGAUGGCCAGUGGAUAACGCUGCAGACUGAUGAGCUAUUACCCGGGGAUGUCGUCUCGAUGGUCCGUCACCAGGCCGAAACCAACGUCCCGGCGGACAUCCUGCUCGUCUCCGGCUCAUGCAUCGUCAACGAGGCGAUGUUGUCAGGGGAGUCAACGCCUCUGCUGAAGGAGUCGAUUGCGUCAGCGGACAUGUCGGAAAAGCUGGACAUCGACGGAUACCACAAGAAUGCGAUACUCUUCAGUGGCACAAAGGCCUUGCAGUUCACUCAGGGUAAUGCUCCCCUCCAAACGCCCGACGGAGGUUGCCUCGGCGUGGUAAUGCGCACCGGUUUCGGCACAGCUCAGGGCCAGCUCGUGCGCACCAUGAUCUUCUCCACCGAACGCGUGUCGGCGAAUAAUCUGGAGUCGUUCUUGUUCAUUGGGUUCCUGCUCAUAUUUGCGAUUGCGGCCAGUUGGUAUGUAUGGGUGAAGGGUAUCGAGAGGGGUUUGAAGAAAUCGAAGUUGCUUCUUGAUUGUGUUUUGAUCAUUACGAGUGUCGUCCCGCCCGAACUGCCGAUGGAGUUGUCUCUCGCCGUCAACGCAUCUUUGGUCGCUUUGUCCAAGUUUGCCAUUUUCUGCACCGAGCCUUUCCGAAUCCCAUUUGCAGGACGGGUUGAUGUGUGUUGUUUCGACAAAACUGGCACUAUUACGGCUGAGAACCUCAUCGUAGAGGGGGUCGCGGGCGUCGAUCCCAGUCAGCCUUCAAGACUCGUUAAUGUGAAAGAAACUCAGAGGCAUACAACCCUUUGCCUGGCCUCGGCACACGCGCUGGUUAGAUUGGAUGAUGGCACGACCGUCGGCGAUCCUAUGGAGAAAGCUACGUUGGAUGCUCUGGAAUGGACCAUUGGUGCCGGUAACGCCGUCUCUCCGGCCAAUAAGUCUGCACCCCAUGGGACGCAGCUUGUCAUCCGUAGACAUUUCCAGUUCUCCUCGGCGCUGAAGCGCAUGUCCUCCAUCGCCAGUCUUCCCAAUGGACAAAGCAUAGCUGCGGUCAAAGGCGCUCCUGAAACCAUCAAGAAGAUGCUGGCUCAGGUUCCGGACUGGUAUGAUGAUACGUACAAGUGGUUUACCCGUGAGGGUAGUCGUGUCCUCGCUCUUGGUAUCAAAGAAAUGGAUUCCAUGACUAACCAGAAGAUCAGUAAAAUCGCGAGAGAUGAAGUCGAGAGUAAUCUCAACUUUGCGGGAUUCCUCAUCUUCAGUUGUCCCCUGAAGCCGGACGCUGUGGAGACGCUAAAGAUGUUAGGGGACUCCUCGCAUCGUUGCGUCAUGAUUACUGGCGACAAUCCUUUGACUGCCGUUCAUGUCGCGCGCAGCGUCGAGAUCGUAGACCGCGAGACCCUAAUAUUGGACCUGAGAGAGAAUCCCGCGAAUGAUGCAGACUUGAUCUGGAGAAAUGUGACCGAGACGAAGAUCAUUCCGGUCAACCCAGAGGAGCCUUUCGACCCUGCACUGUUCGAGGAAUACGACAUCUGCGUCACCGGGCCUGCGCUCAAGCAAUACGAGAAUCGUCCAACCCUGAACGACCUCGUCCAUAAUACAUGGGUCUACGCGCGUGUGACGCCCGCACAAAAGGAGCUCAUCCUAACGAGGCUGAAGUUGCUCGGUUUCACCACCCUCAUGGCGGGCGACGGUACGAACGACGUGGGUGCCUUGAAGCAGGCGCACGUCGGCGUGGCGCUCCUGGAUGGAACGCCCGAGGACCUCAAGAAGAUUGCUGAGCACCAGCGCAAUGAACGGAUAAAAAAGGUGUACGAGAGUCAGCUAAAGAUCUCUGCGAGGUUCAAUCAGCCGCCGCCGCCGGUCCCUCCCGCUAUCGCGCACUUGUAUCCUGAUGUGGUGGAGGCACAGAAGAAGGCAGCUGCAGAUUUACAGAAUGCGAGGAAGAAGAAUCCUAUGGAGAAGUUUGACUUGGGUUCGAUCACGGACAAAUUGGCGGAUAUGGAAGGCGAGGAGGACGUGCCGAAGAUUAAGCUGGGUGACGCCUCCUGCGCUGCGCCGUUUACUUCCAAGUUGUCCAACGUGUCUGCUAUCACCCAUAUCAUCCGGCAGGGGCGUUGUACACUCGUUGCGACCAUCCAGAUGUACAAGAUCCUUGCGCUCAACUGUCUGAUUACUGCGUACAGUCUGAGUGUGCAGUACCUAGAUGGCAUUAAGUUUGGAGACUACCAAGUUACUAUCACUGGCAUGCUGAUGUCGGUGUGCUUCCUAUGCAUAUCCCGAGCCAAGCCCGUGGAGAAGCUCUCUAGACAAAGGCCUUUGGGCAAUAUCUUCAACUUUUAUGUUCUGUCGUCCGUCCUGUUGCAGUUCGCGCUCCACAUAGGGUCGAUGGUAUACAUUACGCAACUAUCGUACCAACACGAACCACGUGGAGAAAUUGAUCUGGACGCGAAAUUCGAGCCGAGUCUCUUGAACACCGCGAUCUACCUUCUUAGUCUUGCACAGCAAGUUUCUACCUUUGCCAUCAACUACCAGGGCCGACCGUUCCGCGAGGGUAUCACGGAGAAUCCUGCCCUGUACUGGGGUCUGAUGGGUGCUGGAGGAGUCGCUCUGUCCGGUGCAACAGACUUGGUGCCGGAACUCAACCGCUGGCUUCAGAUUGUCGAAAUGAAUGGACCUUUCAAAGUGCGCCUGACGGCUGCAAUCAUCAUUGACUUCAUUGGGUCGUGGUUACUGGAAGUUGUUUGCAGGUCUUUGUUCGCUGACCUUGAGCCCAAAAAGAUGAUCACUCGUGGUUGGGAACGGAGAGCCAAGAGACGCCAGGAGGAGGAGCUCCUCAAGCUCCAGACUGCUGCGAACGGCGAGGCUGAGAAGAAGUCUCAGUAAUUAUUCUAAUUGUCUUGUAUUUGUUGUUCUUCCAUAGAAUAAUGCAUAUUCUACCUGAACUCCCA
Gloeophyllum trabeum ATCC 11539 is the source of this 3734-nucleotide messenger RNA. RefSeq names its product endoplasmic reticulum Ca-transporting P-type ATPase. Bases 25 to 3669 code for a protein of 1214 amino acids. Gene Ontology annotation, biological process: intracellular calcium ion homeostasis. Lineage: Eukaryota; Fungi; Basidiomycota; Agaricomycetes; Gloeophyllales; Gloeophyllaceae. The record is from RefSeq and is a predicted model, not a curated record. Gene Ontology annotation, molecular function: ATP hydrolysis activity; ATP binding; P-type ion transporter activity. The transcript is spliced from 16 exons. Gene Ontology annotation, cellular component: endoplasmic reticulum membrane.